Messenger RNA from Hevea brasiliensis (rubber tree), 1995 nucleotides. RefSeq lists its product as uncharacterized. Bases 1 to 1995 code for a protein of 664 amino acids. The record is from RefSeq and is a predicted model, not a curated record. Lineage: Eukaryota; Viridiplantae; Streptophyta; Magnoliopsida; Malpighiales; Euphorbiaceae. The transcript is spliced from 7 exons. Gene Ontology annotation, molecular function: protein dimerization activity.
AUGGGAAUUCUUCCUCACAGAGUUCAAGAAGAAGUAUGUCAGCAAUGUGUACCUGGAAGAGAGGAGAAGAGAAUUCAUCAGUCUGAGGCAGAGCCAACUAUCAGUGGUAGAGAAGAGGAUGAUGUAGUGCAAGAAAUUGGUAGUGAAAAACAAAGGGGAAUAAUUCAUAGUAGUGGUACUAGUGCUUCAAAAAGAGCAAAAAUUCUACCACCACAAAGCAAUAGAGGGCCUAUUGAUGCUUAUUUUUCUCUAAAACCGAUUGUUAUGAGAAAAAAUGUGAGGCAAACUACUAUUGAUGAAAAUAGUCCAGCUAAGAAGGAGUUAAGGGAGCGUGCGUGUGUUGCCAUAGCACGAUGGAUGUAUGAUGUAGGAAUAGCUUUUAAUGCUAUGAAUUAUGAUAGCUUUGGAGAAAUGAUUCGAGCAAUAGGAAAUUAUGGAAGGGAAAUGAAACCUCCAAGUUAUUAUGAGAUUAGAGUUAGGUUACUUAAUAAGGAAGCACAGUCCACAAAUAAACUUCUUCAGUCUCAUAAAGAAGAAUGGGUAAAUUAUGGAUGUUCAUUGUUAUGUGACGGAUGGACAGAUAGAAAAGGGAGAACCUUGAUUAAUUUCUUAGUUAAUAGCUCAAAAGGAAGCGUGUUUAUUAAUUCAGUGGAUGCUAGUGAUGAAUCAAAGACAGCAGCGUUGCUGACUAGUUUGAUUGAGAAAGAAAUAAUGGAAAUUGGUCCUGAAAAAGUGGUUCAAGUUGUUGCAAAUAAUGCAUCAAAUAAUGUUGCAUUAGGAAGAAUAUUGGAAGCAAAUUUUCCUCAUCUAUAUUGGACUCCAUGUGCAGCCCAUUGUAUAGAAUUGAUGUUGGAAGAUAUUUUUAAGAUAAAGGUUUUCAAAGAAACAUUCCGCAAAGCUGUUGAGCUUAUUGGUUUCAUAUACGGCUCUUUGGUAGUUUUGAAUACGUUGCGGAGUUUUACUAAAGGAGUAGAAUUGCUAAGGCCAGGGCAAACUAGAUUUGCUACUGCUUUCAUUACAUUGAGAAGCAUUCAUCUGCAAAAGGCUAACAUUAGAAAAAUGUUUACUUCAGAGAACUGGACAACUAGUAAAUGGGCUAAAGAGUUGAAAGGCAAAAAGUAUGAAAGAACUGUUUUGAGUCCUGCCUUCUGGAAUCAUGUUGUAUACGCUCUUAAGGUUUCUGGUCCUCUUAUUCGUGUGCUUCGAUUGGUUGAUAAUGAAAAAAAAAAAAAAACAGCCAUGGGAUAUAUUUAUGAAGCUAUGGAUAGAGCUAAAGAAACUAUUGCCAACUCAUUCAAUGGAAUUUACAUAGGUCCACGCUGGGUAUACAGGUCUGGUUACACAACCCUUGUACUUCUGUUUUUGGAGAAUUCUUCAACCUUGUACCUGGCAGAGACUUACACGGGUCUCCAUAGCUUACACGGGUCUGAUUACAUGACUUGUGUACUUUUGCUUCUUCUUUGGCUCUUCUGGCUUUCUUCUAGCACUAAUCAGUGGAAAACAUAUGGUUCAUCAACUCUAAACCUACAAAACUUUGCUACAAAGGUUCUGAGUCUCACAUGUAGUGCAAGUGGUUGUGAGAGAAAUUGGAGUGUAUUUGAGCAGCUUCAUAUUAAGAAAAGAAAUCGGCUAUUUCAAGAACGCUUGGACAAAUUGGUUUAUGUAAAGUACAAUAGAGAGUUACUACGCCGAUACACCUUUGGGGAUAUCACCAUGCCAAUUGAUUUGGCAAAUAUUGAUAAAAGUAAUGAGUGGUUGCUUCGUGAAUUAGAAAAGGGAGAUGGGGAUGAUGAUGAUGAUGAUACCCUUGUUUUCAUGAAUGAUGUGUUGACCUGGGGUGUUGGUAGAGCAGUUAGAGUUUCUAAAUCUCGUUAUGGAUCGAGAUCAGUUGGUGCAUCCUCUUCACAAGUUAUUGAUGAUGAUGAAGAGGAGGAAGAAUUUGUGAUGGAAGCUAUUGAAAAUGAAGAUUAUUUUGGAAAUCUUGAUGAUGAGUAG